Molecule: messenger RNA, 2586 nt
Organism: Papaver somniferum (opium poppy)
Lineage: Eukaryota; Viridiplantae; Streptophyta; Magnoliopsida; Ranunculales; Papaveraceae
Product: probable E3 ubiquitin-protein ligase ARI7
Exons: 15
Coding region: 293-2062 (589 amino acids)
Biological process (GO): protein polyubiquitination; positive regulation of proteasomal ubiquitin-dependent protein catabolic process; ubiquitin-dependent protein catabolic process
Cellular component (GO): cytoplasm; ubiquitin ligase complex
Molecular function (GO): ubiquitin protein ligase activity; ubiquitin conjugating enzyme binding; zinc ion binding
Source: RefSeq, a predicted model, not a curated record
UCUCUCUCUCUGUGUGUGAAUUUUAUUAGUGGAGAGAGAUAUAAAAGCAAAUUUCCCAAAUGAAACCCCCGAAAACAUUUACACAGAGAAAAGCCCUAGAAACAAAUUCUUGUAUUAUUUAGAGAGAAAUCGAAUCCAUAAAAACUUCAAUUUCAUCUUAAAAUUCUUCGAUUUAAUACUAAAUCGAUCAAUUUUAGGUUGAAUUGAAUCGAUCUUAAGUCAGAAUUGUUAUCGAAUUCACGCGCCUUCUCUUCAUUUCAGGUGCCCUAAUUUGAGAGAGAAAAAGAGAGAGAUGGAUUCAGAUGAUGAUAUGCAUGAUGCAAAUGAUUUAGAUUCACUUGAUGAUGAUUAUUACAGUGGUGAUAAUGGUAUGGGAAGCGACGAUGGUGAUGGUUUUGAGUUUGAUAAUUCGGAUGAUUCUGAUGAUAGUACAUCUCACCACCACCGCCAGCAGCCGAGUUAUACUGUUUUGAAUGAGGACGAUAUUCGUCAGCGUCAGGAAGAAGUGAUUACAAGGAUAUCAACUGUCCUUUCAAUUCCAAGAGUAUCAGCUAGUAUCCUGCUCCGUCACUAUAAUUGGGAUGUCAGUAAGGUGCAUGAUGCAUGGUUCGCCGAUGAGGAAAGGGUUCGCAAGGCAACGGGUUUGCUGGAGAGUUCGGUCGUUCCAAAUCAGAACAUGAAGGAACUCAAUUGUGGGAUCUGUUUUGAGGCCUAUCCUCAUGAUAGGAUGUAUGCUGCUGCUUGUGGUCAUUACUUUUGUAGCGUGUGUUGGACAGGUUAUGUUAGCACAGCAAUAAAUGAUGGACCUGGGUGUUUGAUGUUAAGAUGUCCUGAUCCAUCUUGUGGGGCUGCUGUUGGUCAAGACCUGAUUAAUUUACUGGUUUCCGAGGAAGAUAAGCAGAAGUACUCUCGUUACAUUCUUAGAUCUUAUGUUGAAGAUAAUAAAAAGACAAAGUGGUGCCCUGCGCCAGGCUGUGAUUUUGCUGUUGACUUCGUUGCUGGUAGUUCAAGCUUUGAUGUUUCUUGCAACUGCUCAUUUAGCUUUUGCUGGAACUGUACCGAGGAAGCGCAUCGACCAGUUGACUGUGUCACUGUUGCCAAGUGGAUCUUGAAGAAUUGUGCCGAGUCUGAAAAUAUGAAUUGGAUAUUAGCCAACUCUAAGCCUUGUCCAAAAUGCAAACGACCCAUUGAGAAAAAUCAGGGGUGUAUGCAUAUUACCUGCACACCUCCUUGCAAAUUCGAGUUUUGCUGGCUCUGCCUUGGUGCUUGGUCAGAUCACGGAGAAAGGACAGGAGGUUUUUAUGCGUGCAAUCGCUACGAGACAGCAAAGCAAGAGGGAUUGUAUGAUGAGGCGGAGAAGAGAAGAGAAAUGGCUAAAAAUUCUUUAGAGAGAUAUACACAUUACUACGAAAGAUGGGCGACUAACCAGUCUUCUAGGCUAAAGGCAGUUGCAGAUUUGCAGCAAAUGCAAUCUGUGCAUAUUGAGAAGCUAAGUGACAAACAAUGCCAACCUGAGACGCAGCUCAAGUUCAUUACAGAAGCAUGGCUACAGAUUAUUGAAUGCAGGCGUGUGCUGAAGUGGACCUAUGCUUACGGAUACUACUUAACUGAAAAUGAGCAUGCUAAGAGACAGUUCUUUGAGUAUCUGCAAGGGGAGGCUGAGUCUGGCCUGGAAAGGCUUCAUCAAUGUGCAGAGAAAGAAUUACAAACAUACCUCAAUGCAGAAGGCCCAUCUGAGGGCUUCAAUGACUUCAAAACAAAGUUAGCUGGACUGACGAGUGUCACUCGGAACUACUUUGAAAAUCUGGUACGUGCAUUGGAAAAUGGUCUGUCAGAUGUAGACUCACAAGGUGCCUGUAGUAAGACAACAAGCUCAAAGAAUUUGGGCGGGGUAACCAAAAGGGGUGGGAGGGGCAAGGGAACUACAUCCAGAACUACUUCUACUGGUCCCAGUAGGCCCCAAGAAGACUCUCCUUCCUGGCAUUGCGAACAUUGCACUUUUGCAAAUGCUAGGGCCAAUGUUACUUGCCAGAUGUGCAAUCGUUCACCAAGUGCGCGUUAACAACCCCCCACUUUCUACAAAGAUGACGGCUGCGCGUGAUUACAAGAACUUCAGAUCUGCCAAUCACAUCUUUGGUGGAGUUCCAGUACUGUGCCCAUCCGUGUUAUGUUUGUGGUGCUGUGAAUUAGGGUGUGUUCUUGGUUGGGUCAGUAGUCAGUCACCAAACAGGCGAAAGGAUAGGACGAGAAAGUUGAGAAUAAAAAGAAAAUUUAGGGAGGAAAAAUAGCCUUACUCUGAAGUACUUUGUUGUGUUGGAAAAAAAAGAAGUUGCAGGUAACACUUGUUUUAGGAUGCUAUCGUCUCUAAUACGAUUAAAAUUUACAAUGUACAUAAAUCUUUAUCUAUCCCUUGCAUUUACUUGUCGUGGUGUAUGGAAUUGGUUUUGUUUGCCAUCAUCAUUUUUUAUUUGCUCAUCAUCUUCUUUAGUUCGCUAUAAGAAGAAGGAAGGGUUUGUAGUUCUGUGCUUCAUAAAACUUCAAGAAGUAAUGUAAAAUAUAUGAACUUUCACAGGAAGACAUUUUGCA